AUGGCGGGGCACGGCCAUCACAAGGGCCUGCAUCUAGGGGAGCUCAUCAACGAGCUCAUCUCCUCCCUGGCGCCCUUCUCCGGCCUGAUCUUGACCGUCACCUGCUGCAUCAUCGCCCUUAUCCGACUUUACGUCCUCGACCCUUUCAUUCCCAAGAUUUAUCCACGCAGGGUCCUCCGCAACGUCACAAGCGCCCAACUGCGCAGCUUCACCAAUCAUCAUGUCGCAGCAGCCACCAAAAUUCUGCUAGUCGUUCUCUGCGCUUAUCCUCUCCUCGCCAUUCUUUGUGGCAAGGCGACGCCUCAUACUCCCUAUGCCAAGGGCUCUCCCGUCACCCUUGGUGACAUGAUGAUUGUCUCUUCCCAAAUUUUCUGUGGCAUGUACAUCUUCGAGCUCUUCUUCCGCGAAAAGGUCUCCCUCAUCAGUUGCGCACACCACAUUGGUGCUAUUACAAUUGCUCAGGCUGCAAUCGCAAUGACUAUCAAUUUUGGUCACGAAAGAGACGCAGUGUACGAGUUCAUCCUAUGCUUCAUCUGGGGUGCAUUCGAUGUUAUUGCCGAGCUUUGGCCUCACUUGGCCAUGAUCGUUUAUCGAACUCAUAACGAUAACCAUGCGCUACUCUCCAGGAUUUUCUACGCAACGGCGAUUCUCGAGGUGGUAGGAACUACUACCGAGACCGCCAUCAUCAUGUUCCUUUUUGGCUCGCUUUGGGACAAGUGGUCUCUGUCCCUCAAGAUCACGACGCCCUUUCUACACACGCUAUUCUCGGCGGCGCAACUUUGGGGAGCCUGGAUCUUUUACAAACUGGCCAAGGAUCAACAAAGGAAAUUAAAGGAGAGCGAGGAGAAGCGUCCAUCUUCGGGUGAUACCGCACCCCAAACUGUAUAA
This is a messenger RNA of Beauveria bassiana ARSEF 2860, 888 nucleotides long. RefSeq lists its product as uncharacterized. Lineage: Eukaryota; Fungi; Ascomycota; Sordariomycetes; Hypocreales; Cordycipitaceae. The record is from RefSeq and is a predicted model, not a curated record. The transcript is spliced from 2 exons. The coding region runs from base 1 to 888 and encodes 295 amino acids.